AUGGUUGGUGUAUUCAUGUCAUCGUGGCUUGGAGCUUCAGUUCUCAGCAUUGGUGAAUGGUUUAUCAAGAAAAUGCCUCUCAUCAAUUACAUCUACUCAGCAUCUAAACAAAUCAGUGGAGCAAUCUCACUAGAUCAAAGCUCAGGUGCAUUCAAGGAGGUAGCGAUCAUCAGACAUCCACAUAUGGGAGAAUACGCUUUCAGAUUCAUUACAUCGAUUGCGAUUCUUCGAGGCCGUACUGGUGGAGAAGAGCUCUGUUGUGUCUAUGUACCUACAACACGAGAGUCUCCUGCGUUACCAACCAAGCAUCAAGCUCCCACAGAAGCAAUAUGUGGCUUGUUCUUCCAUUGCUCCUGCACUAAAUCGAGAAACUCCUCCUCCGUUGCUACAAACGCCCUUGUGAUCACAUCAGGUGAAAUCCCUCGUUGCUCCGAUGUGCACCUCCUCAUAUGA
Messenger RNA from Thlaspi arvense, 453 nucleotides. The record is from the annotation of a GenBank genome assembly. Lineage: Eukaryota; Viridiplantae; Streptophyta; Magnoliopsida; Brassicales; Brassicaceae.